This is a messenger RNA of Hipposideros armiger (great roundleaf bat), 4501 nucleotides long. RefSeq names its product sushi domain containing 1 (gene SUSD1). Gene Ontology annotation, molecular function: calcium ion binding; protein binding. The record is from RefSeq and is a predicted model, not a curated record. NCBI's taxonomy places the organism in Eukaryota, Metazoa, Chordata, Mammalia, Chiroptera, Hipposideridae. The transcript has 16 exons. Bases 58 to 2073 code for a protein of 671 amino acids.
GAUGUCUGUGCCACUUGCCACGAACAUGCCACCUGCAAGCAAAGAGAAGGGAAGGAGAUGUGUAUUUGCAAAUAUGGAUUUGUGGGCAACGGGAGGAUUAAGUGUGUCGAUAAAAAUGAGUGCCAGUUGGGGGCCAGCGUGGUCUGUGGGAAGCACACAUCUUGUCACAACACGCCCGGAGGCUUUUAUUGCAUUUGCCUGGAAGGAUAUCGAGCCACAAACAACAACGAGACGUUCAUUCCCAAUGAUGGCACCUUUUGCACAGACAUAGAUGAGUGUGAGGUUUCCGGCCUGUGUAGGCAAGGAGGGCGGUGUGUGAACACUCAUGGAAGCUUUGAAUGCUACUGUAUGGAUGGAUACUUGUCCAAGAGUGGACCUGAGCCUUUCCACCCAACCAGAGAUGCCACAUCAUGCACAGAAAUAGACUGUGGCAACCCUCCUGAGGUCCCAGGUGGCUAUAUCAUAGGCAAUUAUACCUCUAGGCUUGGCAGCCAGGUUCGUUAUGCUUGCAAAGAAGGAUUUUUCAGUAGCCCCGAAGAUACAAUUUCAAGCUGCACAGCCUUGGGCACAUGGGAGUCCCCACAAUUAAACUGCCAAGAGAUCGACUGUGGCCGCCCUCCCGAAGUGCAGCAUGCCAUCCUGGUGGGGAAUCACAGCUCCAGCCUGGGCAGUGUGGCCCACUAUGUCUGUCAAGAGGGCUUUGAGAGCCGUGGAGGAAAGAUCACUUCUGUUUGCACAGAGAAAGGCAUCUGGAAAGAAAGUACUUUGACAUGCACAGAAAUAAUUACAGAAAUUAACAAUGUAUCAGUGUUUAAUAACACCUGUGUGAGGUGGGAAAUAAACGCAGGAAGAAGAAACAACCAGGUCAUAUAUGUGAUCCACAUAACAGGACACCGGGGAGACCCGAUGGAAUCCGUUCAUGAGGAGACAGUCAACCUGACCACAGACAGCAGGACCCCAGCAGUGUGCCUCGAUCUGUCCCAAGGCACCAACUAUACCAUGAGCAUUUCCACUGCCCCUCCCAGACGCUCUGUGCCAGCCAUCAUUAGGUUCCAGACAGCUGAAGAUGAUCUCUUAGAAGAUGAUGGAAUUUUCAAUAUUUCAAUAUUUAAUGAAGCUUGUUUGAAAUUGAACAGGCAUUCUAGGAAAGUUGGAUCAGAACAAAUGUACCAAGUUAAAGUUCUGGGUCGAAGGUGGUAUCUGAAUGAUUUUUAUCACGCAACAUCAUUUAACUUCACGACGUGGGAACAAACUUCAGUAGUGUGUUUAGAUCUGUACCCGGCAACUGAUUACACAGUGAAUAUCACCCUCCUGGGAUCUCCUGAGCAUCUCUCAGUGCAAAUAACGAUAACAACUGCACUGGCAGUAGAGCAGAUUAUUGGUAACAUUUCAAUAUUUAAUGAAACCUGCUUGAGAUGGAGAAAUAUGAAGAUAGCUGGUGGAGAAGAGAUGUAUUUAUUCCACGUUCGGGGCCUGAGAUGGUAUCAAAAGGAAUUUGCGCAGGAAAUGACCUUUAACAUCACUACCAGCAGCCCGGCUCCUGAGAUGUGCUUGGACCUGCAUCCGGGUACCAACUACAGUGUCAGCGUCCAGGCUUUGUCUUCUGUGCUUCCCGUGGUCAUCUCCCUGACAACCCAGAUAACAGGAACUUUGGUAUCAGUCCAUAAACUGCAGGGACUUUCAUAUCAGGUGCUAGUGGUUCCCCUGGCCCUCAAAAGCACGUUUUCUUGUGAUUCUGAAGGGGCUGCCUCAUUCUUUAGCAACACUUCUGAUGCUGAUGGAUAUGUGGCUGCAGAACUACUGGCCAAAGAUGUCCCCGACGAUGCCAUGGAGAUAACUGUUGGAGACAGGCUGUAUUACGGGAAAUACUAUAAUGCACCCUUGAAAACAGGGAAUGAUUAUUGCAUCAUAUUACGAAUCACAAGUGAAUGGAAUAAGGUCAGAAGAUGCUCCUGUUCAGUUUGGGCUCAGGUGAAAGGUUCGUCACUCACGCUGCAGCAGAUGGUGGGCGUUGGGCUGGCCUCCAUGGCUGUCGUGAUUGUGCUUGCAUUCCUCUCCUUCUUAGCAGUGUGAUUGCAGACGGGCGCUACGUUGGGAGGCGACACUGCUGCUGGGGCAGAUGUUAGGACAGCUCCUCGAGUACCUGCCCAGAGGCCCCACGUGGCUUCCAUCCAGGUGUGUGUGGGCCUGCAAACUUUCUCCAUUCCCAGCUUGGCCCCAUGCCUGGAUUCAAGAUGGUGACUAUUGCUAUGGAAUCCCCCAAAAGGAGGAAACUCAGGAAUUGCUGAUGUCGUCCCUGCUACAUGACCAGCUCUGUGUCUAUGAACUUGAGACCCUUGAUAUAUAAUGUAAUAUUCACCACAGGCUACAGAUCACGUGGGCUGGACCUGUGUCUUCCUCUGAGUGAUGCCUGAGAGUCGGCUCCUCUAGACAUUGAGUGCAAGAGAGUCUGCAUCUUCCUCUAUAGCAUCUCUGAUAAUUAAUUCCGAAUCCAUUCUUUUACAAUAAGCAAUGAGAUGGACUUAAGUUUGGGUUCAAAUUUGACUUUGUGAAGGAGGUGAUUGAAAAGGCUAGAGAACAUCGACAUGGACAAACUUGUCAAACACUUUGGAAGCAGCUCUUUUCCUAUAAUUAAUUGACAUCUAAUUAGAAAGUAUACUAGCCUGGCCACUCCAAUAAGUUCCCUACAAUGUCUGAUUGAUACAGUUCCAUUUGUCUUAUAUGUAAUGUAUUCAAAAGGCAUAAGUCUUCAUUCUACUAAAAAUAUCCUGUGAAGUUAGACAGUUCUUCUCUUGCAUGCGAAUGUUUAUAGCAGCCUUGGGUUCAUUUUUGUUGUUACUGAGGGUCUCUUAAAAAAGCUCUGUGCCUCCCUUUAUAUUCAUUGGUCAUGUAGUAGCAAUAGGUUGAAACAAUAUCAAGCCCAUAGCCAGAGCGGUGUGUUUACAGGGAAAGGGGAACAAUGUGGCUGACAUCUUCUCUUUCAUCUACAGCCUCAGUAACCAUGACUGUAACUUUAUCAUGAACCACGAUUCGUUACUUAUAAGCAAUCCUGGGCUUACCGUCAAUAUGCUGAAUUUACAGAUGGAGUGUAGGACCUGUGACUGUUAGAGCCUGAAUGAGUAUUCUUUAACUUUCCUCCCUCACUGACAAUGUAACUCCAAGUCUCAGUAACAAACAAAUGGAGGAGAAAGAGAGAGGCUUGUGCUUUCUCUAAGUAAGCGUGGUAUCUCCUCCUCCACCCACCUUCCCUCCCUUUCCAGGCCUGGAGAGUAAAUAGCGUGGGGGAGGAAAAGGAGGCUAGUUAUACUGCACAACCUCAGGGUGCAGCCUGUGUAACGUAGUCCUGAAAUAAUGCAGUGUCGCAGUCCUGAGAAAAAGGGACAGUCUUUUCCACGUAGUGGGCUGGCAUGUUCUCCACCAGCUUACGGGGCAUUGGUGAGGGACAGAUUUGAGUAGGCUGGGCUUGUGGGCAGAUGAGGAAACAGUAGGAACUAUAUAGCAAUAGCUGGAAAGUGUCUAUGAAGUUGCUCUUCCCUGAGGAUUCCGGCCCAAAGUGUAUCCAUUCACUUGGGAAGAGUCAGAGAAAGGGAUGUACUAUCCUGACUCUUGAGUGUUCAAUGCCAGCUGUCAGCCCCUGGCCCUGGCCAGUAUUAGGCAAUAUGAGAAUAAUUGCCCUUUGUCCUCUGCAACUUAAGAGUACAACUUCCGGUCAAUAUUUAGAACCCUUCUCGCUCUCAUCUCAGGUUGAAUUAUAGAGUAGAGCUCUCACUGGGCUAAUAUAAAUAGUUUUCUACUUCUCAUUUUUAUGUGCAGCAAUUCAAACUCAUAGUAUUUUCACAGCUCUUGAAUUCAAUUCGGAAUCAUUACAAAUUACUGUGAUUAGUAUAGGGUAGGGUCUCCGAUGAGUAAGGCUUUCCCUCAAAGCCUCCUCUAUCUAAAGAGAGAAUUUGAGCCUCCCCACCCUAUUAUUAUUUUUUAUAACUCUGUAAACACCAUAUGUGUCUAUAGCCCCUCCCCACCCAAUUUCCAGCUCUAGAAUUAACUGCCAAAGAAGCUACAGUUCUCCACAUGGGAACUUAGCAUAAAUGUCAUUGAAAGGAAGAAAUCUUACUUGCUUAGCAUCAAAGUUUCUGGUUAAAAUAACUGACUAAACAUUAAGUAAAAUGUACUUCUGAGUAUGGUGCAGAAAUGUAAAAACAGUUCAUGAAAGAGUGCUAAAUAGCAAAAAUAUGGACUUUGAAACUUCCUCUAAAUGUUCCAAACAAUAACACAGAGUCGCUCAGUGUUAAUCCUGAACAGAAGCAGGUGCUGAGUGUUUGCAAAAAGGAUGGGCCGUUUUUCUCCAGUUCUUUUCUAAUAGUGUUCUCAUAAACAUGAAGAAGCUUUACGUUUUCUGAAUUCACCUAGUAGCUUUACCGCAGUACUGUUCUUUUUUUUCUCAAGUGGAUUCCUGGUUAAGGGGGAAGGAUGUCUCAGGAGACUGACAGCGGGUCUUCCUGGG